Molecule: messenger RNA, 1537 nt
Organism: Camelina sativa (false flax)
Lineage: Eukaryota; Viridiplantae; Streptophyta; Magnoliopsida; Brassicales; Brassicaceae
Product: protein IQ-DOMAIN 23
Molecular function (GO): protein binding
Source: RefSeq, a predicted model, not a curated record
CUCUCCAUAACCAAAACGUUUUCUGUUUUCUUUUUUCUUUUUUCUUUGUAACUUAAUAAAAUAAAUAAAUAAAUAAAGUCUCAGCAACUACAUGAUAUGAAAUGAAGAGUGUAGUAGAUUAACCGGCUCAGAUAAACACUCUCCGGCGAGUUUUCGACGAUGAACGAUGGGCUUUUUCGGGAGACUUUUCGGGGGGAGUAAAAAAAAGUCUGAUAAAUCAGAUAAUAAACGGAGGUGGAGCUUCACCACCACCAGAUCUUCUAAUUCAAGCAAGAAAGCUCCGUCCAAGUCAUCUGUGGUGGUUGAGGAGAAUGGUUUGGAUGCCGACAAACAUGCCAUAGCCGUUGCGGCUGCGACUGCUGCUGUGGCCGAAGCUGCUCUUACUGCUGCUCAUGCGGCUGCGGAAGUCGUCAGACUCACUAGCGGAAACGGCGGCGGGAGAAACGGUGGCGGUGGAGGAAACUCGUCGGUGUUUCAAAUCGGAAGAAGUAACCGUCGGUGGGCUCAGGAGAAUCUCGCGGCUAUGAAGAUUCAAUCGUCUUUUCGUGGUUAUCUGGCGAGGAGGGCAUUAAGAGCACUAAAGGCAUUAGUGAAGCUUCAAGCAUUAGUGAGAGGACACAUAGUGAGAAAACAAACCGCAGAUAUGCUUAGAAGGAUGCAGACUCUGGUUCGUCUCCAAUCUCAAGCUCGUGCUCGAGCCUCUCGUUCUUCUCACUCCUCUGUCUCUUUCCACUCUUCAACCGCUCUAUUGUUCCCAUCUUCCUCUUCUUCUCCACGUUCUCUCCACACUCGCUGCGUUUCAAACGCUGAAGUCAUCUCUAUGGACCACCGUGGUGGCUCUAAGCGGUUAGAUUGGCAAGCCGAGGAAGUCCAAGACGAAGACAAGAUCCUAGAAGUGGAUACUUGGAAGCCUCAAUUUCAUCCCAAACCGCUACGUUCAGAGAGAAACAAUGAGUCUCCGAGGAAAAGACAACAAUCUUUGUUGGGUCCAAGAAGUACAGAGAACAGUCCUCAAGUUGGGUCUAGUGGAUCAAGACGAAGAACUCCAUUUACGCCGACAUCAAGAAGCGAGUAUUCUUGGGGAUGUAAUAACUAUUACUACUCGGGUUAUCACCCGAAUUACAUGGCUAACACAGAGUCUUAUAAAGCUAAAGUCCGGUCACAGAGCGCGCCGAAACAGAGAUCUGAGGUCUCUAAUGAUACCAGUGGCUACAAGAGAUCUGUUCAGGGACAGUAUUACUACUACACGGCGGUUGCAGAAGAGAGUACGGAUGUUGGAAGCCCCGGUUACUACGGAGGAGGACUUUCUGAUCGAUUGAAUCGUAACCAAAGCGCGAAAUCGAGGAUGCAUUCUUCGUUUCUUGUUUAGAUUUUGAUUCUCUUUUCUUUACUUUUUUUGUUCCUUUUUUUUUUGUGGUUUGAGUUUGGUAAUUUUUCAGGAGCUAAAAGGUGUUAACACUGGGGGAUGUGUAAAUUGUUUUUAACAAGUUUCGAUUGCUUGCAAAAGAAGGAACAUAGCUCUGUUCUCUCUUACCUU